Molecule: messenger RNA, 681 nt
Organism: Symbiodinium natans
Lineage: Eukaryota; Dinophyceae; Suessiales; Symbiodiniaceae
Source: the annotation of a GenBank genome assembly
AUGGAAAAGACAGAAGUCAUAGGCGUGGUGCGUUCAGUUUUGGCGCAGAACAAAGUGCAAUUGAAGAGACCUGGGCCUGGGGGUGCAGGGUCGGUGCAUCGGUUUCAUGGCCAUUGUCUUCGCGUCAGUGGCGCGCAAAUGCUGAGCCGUUUUGGGGUGCGUGUUAGCACCAUCAUGCUUAUUAUCGGACGAUGGGGCAGCAAGGCCAUCGAGCGCUACAUUCAAGAUGCGGAGCUCGAGGGCUUUGACUUGGGUCAAGCUGAUCUCGAUCCGGGUCGGAAGCUAGCCAAGCGCCAGAAGCAUAGUGAGGACGACAGCGUGCAGCGCCAGACGACAGCCCAGAUUGCGGACGUGGAGGUUCGAUUGCAAGAGCUUGCGGCCAAGGUAGAAGCCUUGCAACAGCGUCCGCUGUUGGUGAUCGGCAAAAAGGCGCACAUCAGGGAUUGUGCCGAGGGGUCCAAACUUCCUCGCCUUUGGACGACCAAGUGUGGAUGUUGGAAUUAUGGAGGAUCUGCUUUCCUCCGGGCGGAUGAGCCAGGCGAGAAGUCGCGCUGCCGGCGAUGUUUCCCGCAGGAAGAUGCAUCGGACACGGAGUCCGAGAGUAGCGCAGAGUCUGACAGACCUGAGAGCUCGUCCGCGUCAGGAUCGAGUGAGUGUGACAGUGAGGACUCGCCCGCGUAG